Molecule: messenger RNA, 2106 nt
Organism: Gracilinanus agilis (Agile Gracile Mouse Opossum)
Lineage: Eukaryota; Metazoa; Chordata; Mammalia; Didelphimorphia; Didelphidae
Gene: SESN3
Product: sestrin 3
Exons: 10
Coding region: 350-1831 (493 amino acids)
Biological process (GO): positive regulation of macroautophagy; negative regulation of TORC1 signaling; regulation of response to reactive oxygen species
Cellular component (GO): nucleus
Molecular function (GO): L-leucine binding; oxidoreductase activity, acting on peroxide as acceptor
Source: RefSeq, a predicted model, not a curated record
CGCCGCCGUAGUCGUAGUUGUCCUUCGUUGCUGUUGCUGCCGCUGCCGCUGCCGCUGUCGUCUCCUCCUCCUCUUCGGUCUCCGGCUGCAGCGGCUGCCUCACUUCCCUGCUCCAGGUCCCGUCCCUCAGUCCUCCAGUCCCGUGCUGUCCCACACCAUCCUGCCCCUUCUCACCCCUCCUCCCCUCCAGUGGAGUAAGAGUCGGAAGCUGGGGGGUGGGCUGUGUGCGACGGGUCCUGCCGAGGUAGUGACAGCCCGCUUCACGGGGCUCUUCCCCUUCGCGCCUCCUCCCCCCCCAUAUCCCGGUCCCAGCCCUCACCCUCUCCCCUCACGGCGCCCCUCGACCAGGAUGAACCGGGGCAGCAGCAGCACCCCUGCCACCGCCACAGCCGACUACCUGCUCUGCACCAACUGUCGGAAAGUGCUGCGGAAGGAAAAAAGAAUCAGAGUAUCUCAGCCUUUGACAAGAGGACCAAGUGCCUUUAUACCAGAGAAAGAGGUUGUCCAAGCAAAUACAGUAGAUGAACGUACUAACCUCCUUGUGGAAGAAUACUCUACAUCUGGGCGCCUGGACAACAUUACUCAGGUCAUGAGUUUACAUGCUCAGUACCUAGAGUCUUUUUUGCGCAGCCAAUUUUAUAUGCUGCGGAUGGAUGGUCCCCUUCCUUUACCAUACAGACACUACAUUGCUAUAAUGGCUGCAGCUAGACACCAGUGUUCUUACCUAAUAAACAUGCAUGUGGAUGAGUUUCUAAAGACUGGAGGCAUUGCAGAGUGGUUGAAUGGUUUGGAAUAUGUCCCUCAAAGACUGAAAAAUCUCAAUGAAAUAAAUAAACUGCUAGCACACCGACCCUGGCUAAUCACAAAAGAUCACAUUCAGAAACUUGUCAAAACUGGAGAGAAUAAUUGGUCUCUGCCUGAACUAGUACAUGCUGUGGUCCUGUUGGCACAUUAUCAUGCCUUGGCUAGCUUUGUUUUUGGUAGUGGUAUUAAUCCAGAGAGAGAUCCAGAUACUUCCAAUGGAUUCAGAUUAAUAUCUGUCAACAACUUCUGUGUCUGUGAUCUCGCCAAUGACAACAACAUAGAAAAUGCAUCCCUUAGCAGCAACUUUGGGAUUGUGGAUUCUCUAAGUGAGCUAGAGGCCCUAAUGGAAAGAAUGAAAAGGCUUCAAGAAGAUAGGGAAGAUGAGGAAGCCUCCCAGGAAGAAAUGACCACUCGUUUUGAGAAGGAGAAGAAAGAAAGUCUUUUUGUUGUUUCUAGAGGUAUUUUCCAUUCAUUUUGUCAUAUAGACUUUGAUGAUGAUAUAGUUUCAACAUCUGAUGUCUCCAGAUAUAUUGAAGAUCCUGGUUUUGGGUACAAAGACUUUGCUAGGCGAGGAGAAGAACAUUUACCAACAUUCCGAGCUCAGGACUAUACAUGGGAAAAUCAUGGGUUCUCCUUGGUAAAUAGGCUUUACUCUGAUAUUGGUCAUCUUCUUGAUGAAAAGUUCAGGAUGGUCUACAACCUCACUUACAAUACCAUGGCGACACAUGAGGAUGUGGAUACAACCAUGCUGCGAAGAGCUUUGUUUAACUAUGUUCAUUGUAUGUUUGGAAUCAGGUAUGAUGAUUAUGAUUAUGGAGAAGUUAAUCAGUUACUUGAACGAAGCUUGAAGGUUUACAUUAAGACAGUGACCUGCUAUCCCGAGAGAACUACCAAGCGCAUGUAUGAUAGUUAUUGGCGUCAGUUCAAACACUCGGAAAAGGUUCAUGUAAAUCUACUUUUGAUGGAAGCCCGCAUGCAAGCCGAACUUCUGUACGCUCUUCGCGCUAUAACUCGCCACCUGACCUGAAGCAUCAUUGCAGAGGAAGCGCCACGUCACUGAUGUGUGAAAGACCUUUUCACAGAACAUACGCACCAGAAGCUGCUUGUGAUGUAGCAUCAAAAAAUGAUUCAGUUCUCUAAUGUCCAAGUUUAGCCGUGUUUUUUGUUUUGCGGCUGUCAUGUGCAAUGAUGUGUUUUAUUUUUCUUGAUGCUUAACAUUACUAAUGAUAGCAAACAUAACACUGAAGAGCACUACUUUACAUCUUUCUAGUUGGAUUUUUCUUUUAUACUGGUUACAAUUCA